Messenger RNA from Cinara cedri, 885 nucleotides. NCBI's taxonomy places the organism in Eukaryota, Metazoa, Arthropoda, Insecta, Hemiptera, Aphididae. The record is from the annotation of a GenBank genome assembly.
AUGCAACGUGCAAAUACAGAUGACGAGUUUUUAAAGGAUUAUUAUAAAUUAAUGAACAAUAGUGUGUUUGGAAGAACCAUGAUGAAUACAAGAAACUUCAGAGAUUUAAAAAUAAUAAGUGACGAGAAAUAUGUGUCCAAACCAAAUUUUGACCGGGCUACUAUUUUUACAGAGAACUUAGUGGCCGUAUAUAUGAAAAAAACCGAGGUUAAAUUAAACAAACCCAUUUAUUUAGGUAUGUGUAUUUUAGACAUGUCUAAGGUUCGAAUGUACGAUUUUUAUUAUAACACACUAAAGAAAACAUAUGGGAAAAACAUUAGAUUAUUAUACACAGAUACAGAUUCUUUAAUAGUAGAAAUUACCACUGAGGAUUUUUACACAGACGUGAAAAAUAACGAACAACUUUUAAACGAGUUUGACUUCUCAGAGUAUCCAGAGAAUAAUAAGUACGGACUACCCCGAAUAAAUAAGAAAGUUCCGGGUAAGUUCAAGGACGAAUUUAACGGGAAAAUUUUGAGCGAGUUUUUUGGGUUAAGAUCUAAAUUAUACGCAUUUAAAUUAUUUGAGAACGAGCACGAAGUUAAAAGAGCAAAAGGAGUGAAAAAACCUAUUGUUAAGAAUGAGUUAUGUUUCGACGACUUUUAUGAGUGUUUAAUAACUAGAGAUCCAAAGUAUGUAAAACAGAACACAUUUAGAACAGAGAACCACGAAAUUUCCACGGUCAAACAGAAGAAGAAAGCUCUAAGCGCGUAUGACGAUAAAAGGUAUAUAUUAGAAAACGGAAUUGACACUGUGGCUUGGGGAAAUUUUUCAACAAAAAUAGAGAGAGAAAAAUUCAGAGAAUACCUAGAUAAUUUAAUCAGAACAAACAAUAAAAAAGAAUAA